AGAACAAAAGAAAACAAGAAAAAGAAAAACGAUAUGCUUAGUAUGGCAAUAACUUCUCAACGUCUCUUCUUCUUGACCAUUUUUCUCUGUCUUCUCCCUAUCUCCUUUCCAAACCCGUUAUUAGAUGAUCACGACCGUCCAAUGACAUUCAUUGUCCACAUGGCAAAAUCACAAAGGCCAUCUGUCUUCCCCCCCCCCCGCCAAUGGUACACCUCCAUCAUCGAAUCCCUUCCUCCUUCCCGUCACCCUUCAAAGAUCCUUUACGCCUAUGAGAAAGUUGCUAAUGGCUUCGCUGCUAGCCUUAAUCUUUCCCAAGCUGAAAAGCUUAAGAACAUUCAUGGCAUUCUUUCUGUUAUGCCUGACGAAUCCCACCAACUCCAAAUCACGCACACAUACAAAUUUUUAGGACUCCCCACUAGGCCUGGAAUUUGGCCCUACUCCAACUACGGCGAAGACGUCAUCAUCGGAGUUCUCGACACCGGAAUUUGGCCACAACACCGGAGUUUCUCGGACAAAGGAUUGUCCCCAGUUCCAAAAACAUGGAAAGGCAAAUGUGAGACGUGGGAUGACUUUCUAGCUUCGUUUUGUAAUCGGAAACUCAUCGGUGCAAGAGCGUUCCUCGCGGGGUAUCACAUGUCUAAUUUAGGCGGAUCCGGAUUGAAUCAAUCGGCAGAAACAAACUCCCCUAGAGACACAGAUGGCCAUGGGACACACGUAGCUUCAACAGCAGCAGGAGCUGUAGCGUCAAACGCAAGCUUUUUCGGGUACGCCAAAGGGGUGGCCAUAGGCGUUGCUCCGAAAGCCCGUAUUGCCGUGUACAAAGUCUGCUUAACUAGUACAUGUAAGCAAUCUGACAUGUUGGCUGGCAUGGACCAAGCAGUCUCCGACGGGGUUCAUAUAAUAUCCAUGUCCAUCUCUGGCGGAACUGAUCCGUACUAUAAGGAUAUCAUGGCCAUUGCAAGCUUUGGAGCUAUGCGACACGGCGUUCUUCUCUCUCUGGCUGCCGGAAACGACGGACCUGAUCCAUUUACAGUCAACCAUCUCCCCCCUUGGGUACUAACCGUCGGCGCUUCCAGCGUCGACAGAGAAUUUAGCGCCGACGUUGCUCUUGGUGAUGGUAGAACUUUCCUCGGUUCCUCCCUCUAUUAUGGACCCCAUUUUCCCUUCUACAAACAAUAUAAACUGGUCUACGCUGGGGAUUUUGGGAACAAGUUUUGUUCCCCUGGCGACUUCACCAAUCAAAACCAACUCGCCGGCAAAAUCGUUGUGUGUGACUACGGGGGCGAAACGAGUAGUCUCGACAAGGGAUUCGCAGUGAAAGAUGUUAAUGGUCGUGGAACAAUAAUAGCGAAUAAUGCACAAGUUGGGGAAGAGCUUAGUGCUGAGCCACAUGUUACGCCAACAACUCAAGUUGGUAUAAAGGAUGGGAGAAAAAUAAAAAGAUACAUCAAGUCGAGCCGAAAUCCAACUGCAAACAUUCUCUUCCAUGGAACAGUGAUUGGGACUUCACCGCCUGCUCCAAGAGUUGCGGCGUUUUCGAAUCGCGGUCCAAACCCUCUGACACCGCAGAUUCUCAAACCAGACGUCAUAGCUCCAGGUCUCAACAUCUUAGCUGCUUGGACUCAAGUCGUUGGUCCAUCGGGCGAAGGUGAUACUAGACAAGUUGAGUUCAACAUAAUAUCAGGCACUUCAAUGGCUGCUCCACAUGUUAGUGGGAUUGCCGCUUUGCUUAGAAAUGCUUACCCUGAUUGGUCACCUGCUGCUAUAAAAUCUGCCCUCAUGACAACAGCUUACGAUUUGGAUAAUUCUGGACAAAGCAUCAAAGAUCUCGCGACGGGCAAGAAGUCGACGCCUUUUGUUCAUGGAUCAGGUCAUGUGGACCCCAACAGAGCUCUCAAUCCGGGUUUGAUAUAUGACAUGGGUGUGAGUGACUACGUCGGAUUCCUCUGCUCCAUUGGUUAUGAUUCCGAGCAAAUUAGUGUAUUUUUUAGAAAACUAGUACGCUCAGACAUAUGUGAGAAAACAUAUGAUCAUCUUGGGGCUAGAGUUACACCGGGAGAUCUAAACCUUCCAUCGUUUUCGGUGGUUUUCGAUAAUGAAGGGGAGACAGUCAAGUAUAGGAGAACUGUUACGAACGUGGGGAGCAAUGUUGAUGCAGUGUAUGUGGUGAGUGGUGAAGCACCAGCAGGAUUUAGUUGGAGUGCUACUGCCACUGACUCUGUAGCUUCCAUAUGA
This is a messenger RNA of Morus notabilis, 2235 nucleotides long. Its product is annotated as subtilisin-like protease SBT1.4. Gene Ontology annotation, molecular function: serine-type endopeptidase activity. NCBI's taxonomy places the organism in Eukaryota, Viridiplantae, Streptophyta, Magnoliopsida, Rosales, Moraceae. Gene Ontology annotation, biological process: proteolysis. The record is from RefSeq and is a predicted model, not a curated record. The coding region runs from base 34 to 2235 and encodes 733 amino acids. The transcript has a single exon.